Messenger RNA from Notechis scutatus (mainland tiger snake), 2430 nucleotides. RefSeq names its product proline rich transmembrane protein 1B (gene PRRT1B). The record is from RefSeq and is a predicted model, not a curated record. Gene Ontology annotation, cellular component: membrane. Lineage: Eukaryota; Metazoa; Chordata; Lepidosauria; Squamata; Elapidae.
GCCCAGGGCAGGGCGCCAUUGUUGAUCCAGCUGGGGUGAGGAAGAUGGCCCGGGGCAGGUGGAGGCAGGAAAGGUCCCCUACCUGGCUGAGGUGCCCAGGUCUUUGAAGGAGGAAGGAGGCCGGGGAGAAGACAGGACCCGUGGAAACUUCUUUCCAUUCAAGCAACCAAGUUUGGAGGGCGCCAACAUGCCUGGAGAAGAACUCCAUCCGAGCCCAUCUCCAGACGGCCCAAGGGAAGUUGAAAGAGAAGGAGAGGCCCAACCUUCUCCAGGGGAUGCAACAAAACUCACGGGAGAGCCGAAGACCUCAUCCAAGCCCGACCACCAGGCAGGAUCAGAUCAUCUCCAGAACAUGGGGACCCUCAAUCAAGGCUUCGUAGAAGAACCUCCUCCCUAUGCUCCACCGGAUCCAAAAGACGUCCACUUGUAUCCACCGUUCCACACCAACGUUCCACCACAGAGCUGCGUCUUUUACCAGCCGACAGCUGCACCCCAGGUCCUAAGCCAACCACCCCAUGUAUUCUCCAGCCCCUGUCCUUACUCCAUCGGUGCCUGGCCUGGCGAGAGCCCCCUGGUUGGUGACCAGAGGCUGCCACCCAAAGAUUAUAUGAUGGAAUCUGUACUAGUGACAAUUUUCUGCUGCUUGUUCACGGGCCUGAUAGCACUUGUCUAUUCCCACGAGACCCGGGCUGCUCUGAAACGAGGUGACCUCAUCCAAGCCACGAGGGCUUCCUACAAAGCUCACUCGCUCAUCUUGUUCAGCCUCUUCUUCGGUCUCUUUGUGUCCCUCAGUUGGAUUAUCUACGUGGUGGUAACCCUGUAUCUAUGAUCCAGAAGGUUGGGAUGGACCGUGGAGUUUCCUACAAAGUUGUGGUAUGGAGCCCUCAUCCUUUUCAACCAGUUUGGGGACCCAUUUCUCAUGCUGGCACUUUCUUUUGUCUCUUCUCCAAACCCAGCCACAUCAAGAAGGAACAAUUGUCCUACAGAAAGUGAUGAGAUCUCACCAUCACCACCACGGAAGGAUGUCUUCAUAGUGCAAAGCACUGAUAUCUUCUUUCGGAGCUUCCCGAGGCUCACUUAAUUGCUAUCUCAUCACUUAUUUAAAAAAAACAAACCACAAACAGCCUGGUCCAAAGUUUAAAGGAAAUUCCAGACUCUCCUUGGAGAAGCUACAUGUUAUCCUUGGGGCAGGUCAGGAGAGCGAUCAUCGGUCCAGGGGUUCUUCAAGCAUCGAGACCAAAUCACGGGCACUGUCCUGUGAAGACCUCAGGAAUUCCAUACUGACUUUUAUGGAAGAUACUCAAUUACGAACAAUAAAUGCUGGAAGGAUUUUUACCCAUUCCUGUUCAUUAUGUGACCAUUGACCAACAACUGUAAAUAGGGGGCCAGCAACUGAUCUUCAUUCCCUCCUUGCUUGGGUAAAAAGAUGGAUGGAUGGACGGGCAGACAGACAGACAGACAGAUCAAUGAUAGAUUAGGUAAGUAGAUAGGAAAAUAGAUGGACAGAUGAGAUAGUUGAUAGGUAGACUGGAUGAAUAAUAGAUAAAUGAUAAAUAUAGAUUAGGCAGGUAGAUAGGAAGCUAGGUAGGCAGAUGAGAUAUAGAUGGAUGGAUGGAUGGACGGACUGAGCCCAGGAGAACAAUCUUCUCUACAACAUGGCACCGGUGCCCAAAAUUUGAGAAAUAGCAAGGGCAAAAAAAAAUUGAAUUUCUUUGAUUGGUUCCUCAAUGCCCAUUUCAACUACUUGUUUUCAACCUGGAAUAUGUGAAACUACUUUUGCACAUUGACUUCAUGGGCACAGUUUUGAAAAUCUUGCUGCGGUUGAUGGUGACAGGUUCUUUCACUGCAUUUAUUUUCACUAGAGUUUUUUUCUUCCCUACCUUGAAUAUAAAAAAGCAAUAAAACAUGUUUUCAGAUUUUUUUUAUUUGCAAGUUGGGGCUCUACAUUGUUGAGCCACAAAUACACAGUGUUGGGCUCAGGAGACAUAAGUUAAGAUAACUGAGGACAAUUUUGUAAAAAUUCAGGUUUCUCUUUUGAUUUCCUAAAUCAAACUGUACCUACCCUUUUCUCCCCCUUUGCCUCCUUCCUCAGUGCUGGUCUCAUUAACUCAGUGAUACUCAACCUUGGCAGGUUGAAGAUAUGUGGACUUCCACUCCCAGAAUUCUCCAGUCAGGAUUUCUGAGAGUUGAAGUCCACACCUCAUAAAGUUCUUAAAGUUGAGAAACACUGCUGCUGUAGCAGAACUCCACUUUAAGUUAAACUCUGCUCCCAAGAAAAUAAACACAAUGUCGUCCCUGUUUUAACUAGCAGGAAUUAAAGAAGAGAAAAACAAAACCAGCCCUUUUGGGUCAGAUUCAGAAACAGGGAUCAUUCAGAGCCAUGUGGGAAGAGGAGGAGGAAGAGGAGGAGGGGGAAGGGAGGAGGAGGAG